This is a messenger RNA of Bolinopsis microptera, 890 nucleotides long. RefSeq names its product EF-hand calcium-binding domain-containing protein 9-like. The transcript has a single exon. Lineage: Eukaryota; Metazoa; Ctenophora; Tentaculata; Lobata; Bolinopsidae. The record is from RefSeq and is a predicted model, not a curated record. Gene Ontology annotation, biological process: flagellated sperm motility. Gene Ontology annotation, molecular function: calcium ion sensor activity; calcium ion binding. The coding region runs from base 81 to 719 and encodes 212 amino acids. Gene Ontology annotation, cellular component: cytoplasm; sperm principal piece.
UAUCAUACAAAAUGAAAAUGAAUAAAUUGAAUAUUAUAGUACUGUAUACUUUGUACUUGAAGAUGAUUCAUUAUUUCUAGAUGAAGGUCAAGUCAAAGAUACUAAACUUUAUGCACCUUGAUCGUGAGUACAGUCUGCUCAGUGGUAGAAAUGCUUGCAUUGUUUACACAUAUUUCAGCCUCCUUGAUAUACACAGAACAGGGGCCCUCAACGACGUUCAGUUUUACGUUUUCAUGAAAAAAGCCACAGACUUAAACCGAAAAGAGAUAUACCGUGUGUUUGAUAUGUUGGAUGUUGACGGUUCGUCCUCCAUCGAGUACAAUGAGUUUUAUCUGAUGGUUUGCAUCCUAGUUUCAAUCCAGGACCACGAGGAAAAGAAGUUUAUCUACCACCACUCCCGCACUGUCUUCGAUCUGAUGGACAAGGACGGCUCAGCCACCAUUGAUGUCGAGGAGUUUGAAAUAUUUGGCCUCCUUUUCAACUUAGGACUUAAAGCGAUUCGAGAUAUCUUCAAUGAUUUCGACGUGAGUGGUGAUCAACAGCUUGAUUACGGAGAGUUUAAAUUGUUUGCGAUGGCCUGUAUCGAUAGAGGGAAAACCCUGUUAAAGAAAGACAAAUCAAACGCUGGUAAAGGGGACAUAGCUGGACCUAGUUUGAAAAACGCGACUUCAGAUUGUUCAACUUCUUCGCAAGACCAAGAUAGUUGUGUCAUCAUGUAAACCAUAAACUUAUUGGGAAGUUUCCGAUAACUUUAUAUUUUCGGAAUCAAUUUGACAAUUAAUGUUAAUGAUUCGAAUAGAAAUAUGUUGUUAAUUCUAUUGUAGCCAAUUUAUACACGCUAUGUCAUGUAUACGUUAUGUUCAAUUUCAACUUAAAUGCUUCAACUUAAA